Messenger RNA from Fusarium proliferatum ET1, 1041 nucleotides. RefSeq names its product putative cross-pathway control protein. NCBI's taxonomy places the organism in Eukaryota, Fungi, Ascomycota, Sordariomycetes, Hypocreales, Nectriaceae. Bases 1 to 1041 code for a protein of 346 amino acids. The transcript is spliced from 3 exons. Gene Ontology annotation, biological process: regulation of DNA-templated transcription. Gene Ontology annotation, molecular function: DNA-binding transcription factor activity. The record is from RefSeq and is a predicted model, not a curated record.
AUGGCUUCCCUCCACGAAUUCCAGCCUGCCGGCACAAUCCGCGCAACAGUUACAGAGUCCCGAAUCACCACAACAGGACUUUGUCUUCGUCGUCACUCGUCUCAUCUGCACAAUCGUCACCAACAGCCUGUCUCCCCUGCUGCACAGAAUCAACGAGUCGCCCAGUUGCUCCAGGCUUUUGGUCAUUCUUCGUCCCCUGUAAACCGUCCUACGAACCAGUUUUACGCCUCUUCGGCUCCAUCGUCUUCUACCGCUUUGAACAAGCAGAACCGCCCUGCUAGGCCUCCAGUUCCUCUCUUUUCUCAGAGUACAGGAAGUGUCCCGCAACAAACCGCCAAGAUGAUGAACGCUGCAGACGUCGAACUCCCUGAGGAGUUUACCGCCUUCGAUGGCGGGGCCAACACGGCUUUCUCUUCACCUGCUGUCCCCUCUGUCUUUGACUUUGGCGGCAGCUCUUCCAGCUCUAUUGGCAAUCUGGCGACUAUCUCGCCCCAAGAUCUUUUUGCUCAUGAUAAUUUCAUGUCUGCACCUAACUCGUCAGCAUUGACGGCCUUGACUUCACCAUCUAUCUACAACGAGUCCCCAGAGUUCGAUGGAUACGAUGUGUCUCCAAACUUCGGCAGUGCCGAUUUCGACGGUGCUGCAGACCCUUGGUUUCCCUUGUUCCCUCAGGACAGCAACGUUGCUCCUGCUCAACCCACCAGCGUCGAGAACUCACCGGAGCUCAAGUCUGAUGAAGUCGAUUCAGACAACCAGUCUCCUGCUCCUAGUCGCCGUAAGUCGGGUACAUCUCCUUCCACUCGUCACUCGUCUGUGGCCGGUGUGAACGCCCGCAAGCGUGACAAGCCCCUGCCCCCUAUCGUUAUCGAUGACCCUAGCGAUACCGUCGCUAUGAAGCGUGCUCGCAACACUCUUGCAGCACGAAAGUCUCGUGAGCGAAAGGCUGCUAAGCUGGAAGAACUUGAGGAUAAGAUUGCUAAGCUGGAAGCUGAGCGCGAUCACUGGAAGAGGAUCGCUCUUGCGCAAACCGGCAUGCAAUAA